Molecule: messenger RNA, 2437 nt
Organism: Gopherus flavomarginatus (Mexican gopher tortoise)
Lineage: Eukaryota; Metazoa; Chordata; Testudines; Testudinidae
Gene: ARRB2
Product: arrestin beta 2
Exons: 14
Coding region: 569-1825 (418 amino acids)
Biological process (GO): G protein-coupled receptor internalization; positive regulation of ERK1 and ERK2 cascade; signal transduction
Cellular component (GO): cytoplasm
Molecular function (GO): angiotensin receptor binding
Source: RefSeq, a predicted model, not a curated record
ACCCGCAGCCCCUGCCCCCCCAGCCUCAGGCGCUGUGUGUGAGAAAUGGUCGCUCCCCACUUUGGUUUGCUGUGGUGAUUCCUCCCCUGCCUGGUUUCCUCCCUCGUGCGCUGACAACGAGGAUCCUGUCCCCCUCCCAUCGCACGGGUCUUUGCACGCGCGAGUGAGCGCCCAGUCCUCGCACGGCUUGGCCGGGGGGCUUGUGCACAGAGAGGCUGGGGGUGGCGGAGGCGUGGCCUGUGGGGUGGAGGCAGGGCCCAGGAGAGUGUGGGGGGAGGUCCUGGGGGGGCUCUUCUCCAUGGUAUUGGCGGGGGUGGGGUCGUGUCAGGGUCUGGUGUGGGGAGAUGGGCCCUGCCGCCUCCAGGUAGCAAAGGGUUAAACUCCCCCCCGCCCCACUGCAGAGCGAUGGUUUGUUUACGUUGGGUCUCCACGCACCUGCCCCCCCCACCUCCUGAUUGGCUUCCCCCAUCCCUGGGGGCCCCUCCCCGUAGAGUCCGGGGGAGUUGGGAGCCGGCAGAUAAACAGACGCCGGCGCUGGAAGAAGGCAGGGGGUGUGGGGUGUGGGGGAAUGGAGCCCCUCGAGCUGGACAGGAUUCGCUGCGAGGUGCCCCGAGGCAUCCGGGUGUUCACGAAACGGCUGGGGACCCAGCUCACCGUCUACCUGGGAAAGCGGGACUUCGUGGAUCACCUGGACCGGGUGGAUCCCGUGGAUGGCGUGGUGCUGGUGGACCCUGAGUACCUGAAGGAUCGGAAAGUGUUUGUGAUGCUGACCUGCGCCUUCCGCUAUGGGCGCGAGGACCUGGACGUGCUGGGCCUGUCGUUCCGUAAGGACCUGUUCUCGGCCACCUGCCAGCCCGUGCCCCCCCUGCCCGAGGAGCGGCACCCCCCCACCCGGCUGCAGGAGCGGCUGCUGCGCAAACUGGGGGCCAACGCCCACCCCUUUGCCUUCACGAUCCCACAGAACCUGCCCUGCUCCGUGACGCUACAACCCGGCCCAGAGGACACGGGCAAGGCUUGUGGGGUCGAUUUUGAGAUCCGAGCUUUCUGUGCCAAAUCCCUGGAAGAAAAGAUUCACAAAAGGAACUCGGUACGGCUGGUGAUCCGGAAGGUGCAGUACGCGCCCGAGAAGCCGGGCCCCCAGCCCAUGGCCGAGACCACCCGGCACUUCCUCAUGUCGGACCGGUCCCUGCACCUGGAGGCCUCGCUGGACAAGGAGCUGUAUUACCAUGGGGAGCCCAUCAGCGUGAACGUCCACGUGACGAACAACUCGAGCAAGAGCGUGAAGAAGAUCAAGGUUUCAGUGCGACAAUACGCAGACAUCUGCCUCUUCAGCACGGCCCAGUACAAGUGUCCGGUGGCCCAGACCGAGCAGGAUGACCAGGUGUCACCCAGCUCCACGUUCUGCCGGGUUUACACCCUGACGCCGCUGCUGAGCCAGAACCGGGAGAAGCGGGGCCUGGCGCUGGACGGGAAACUCAAACACGAGGACACCAACCUGGCCUCCAGCACCAUAGUCAAGGAGGGGGCAAACAAGGAGGUGCUGGGGAUUCUGGUCUCGUACCGGGUGAAGGUGAAGCUGGUUGUAUCGCGGGGAGGCGACGUGUCUGUGGAGCUGCCCUUUGUGCUAAUGCACCCCAAGCCGCCCGAGGCGUUUGCACCGGCUCGGCCCCAGUCAGUUAUCCCUGAAGCGGACGUCCCCGUUGACACCAACCUCAUCGAAUUUGAAACCCACUACGGCCAGGACGACGACAUCGUCUUCGAGGAUUUCGCCCGCCUGCGGCUCAAGGGGGGAGUCAAGGACGACCAGGAUGACGAUGGUUUCUGAGGGCGGGGGGAGGGAGCUGGGACCUGGCCCCUGGUGUGGGGCGGUGGAUUUUAACUGUAUCUCUCCGGGCUUUUUAAUGCUGCCCCCUACCCGCUGAGGGGGGCUCACUAAGCCCCCCCAUCUCACUGCUGUACAGGGUGGGCCCCAGAACUGGGGUCUGGCUUUUAAAUGUCUAACUUGGGGGGGGGCGUCCCUUCUCUUCCCUCCUCCCCCAGAAAUUUUAACUGUGGCUCCCCUGCUGAGCUCUGGAAGGGGGAACUCCCCGCUCCUGGGGGGCAGCUCCCGCUCACCCCCCCAGUGAAAAGCACUGAAUUCCUCUCUGGGCAUUAUUCCUGCUUCAGCGCCUGUGGCCCCUUGUUCAUCUAGCCAUGAAUUUAUAAAGUGGUUUUCAGCGGGGGGUGUCCCAGCCCCCCAUGUCUGCUCCAGGGGCCUCUGCCUGGUGGGGGUAGAGUCAGGACCUAGGCCCCCUCCUGGGAGGGGCUGCAGAUGCUCAUGCUGUGGGUCAGGGAUUUUGUUUAUUUGUGGCUGUUGCGCUGUAGCCGUGUGUGGGGUGGGCGGGGGGCGGGCGGCUCUCACUGAGCACAGGGUACAAGUAAAGGAACUAUCAACUGG